CUGUUGUCAAAUGCAAACGUCAGAAGAAGGGUGGGAAGAGGAAAGUGAAAAAAUUUCUUACACGUAGUUUUCUAAUCUUCCAUCCCCAGUCCGUACCGUAUCGAACGGAUCGUGAGCACCGAAAUACAUUCCGUUUUUUUGUUGUUGUGUUUGUCCCGUCUCGCAGGCAGUGUGUCCCCGAUUUCGGCGAACGGCGCUGCGCCAGAAAACGGGGUCAAGUGCUCACGGGUUUGGCGUGCGAGGCGAAAAGUAGUGUGCAGUGCAAUGUAAUCAGUGCAUCGCCCAGUGCACAUCACCCGUAAUAGGGCGACGAACAAAUCACAGGUCACGGCAGAACGAUUUACACGGGGAUCGUCGUGAGAAGUGUGAAUAGCUUUGCUCAAAGGCGCAACAGCACUAACUCGGGCCCAAAAUGUUCAAAAAGUUAAAGGACAAAAUCGCGGAAGAGGUGAAACAGUCGCCGCAACGGUUCGAGCAGAUAUCGAAAGGAUUGCAGGCCGCCGUAAGCUCGGCAUCCUCUACUACCUCCGAAGUUUCUGGCAGUGAAAACUUUUUCAGCAUCACGGAAGAUGAUACACCUCAAAACUCUCCGCAGCGAGGAACGGCCGCCACCAGCACGAGCACUCCCGUACAGCCAAACAGCAGCAACGUGGCGAACGCAUCGUCCGCCAGCAGCUCGAUACUGUCGAGCACUAGCCUUAACAAUGGCAUCUCCCCGUCAACGCCGCUUACCAGCCCAGGUUCGGCUGGAUCCGCCAGCCAGCAGCAGCAGCCCCGCACCCGCCGGCUAUCGAACUCGUCCAUGGCAAGCGAUGUGUCGUUCCGUCUUCCAGUGUACGACUCGCCCGCCAUCUAUCAUCUCGAAACGGACGUGGACAUCUCCGCGAGCGAGACGGAAUCCGUGUCCGGCAGUGCCAACGCCAACCAGCUGGACCUGGUAAGCAAGGACAAGCUGUUUCAGGCGUACAAGAAGGCUCUCGAUCGGUACCAGAAGUAUCGCGAACGGUACACCGAGCUGGCCCGCCGCUACCGCGAGCUCGAAAAGGACAACAAUAAGGCGCGGGCGGUGCUGGUCGAAACGCAGGACAAAGCGCUGCGCCGGAUGAGCGAGCUGCGCGAGCAGUGCGUGCUGGAGCAGCAGGCGAAAGCGCAUCUCGAUUCUGCCCUGCGGAUGGAAAUAGAUGAGCUGCAGUGUGUGGUGAAGACGCUCCGCUCGAAGCUGGAGAUGGUGGGCGAGAACGGGAAUAUAAGCGGCGGCGGCGGUGAGAAGGAUCUCAUCUCGCUGGCCGGGGAGGACGGCGCGAACGGUAACACGGAUGGGCACGUGCCGGUGCGUGAUACCGGCCCGCUGGAGGACCGCAUCAAGGCGCUCGAGUCGAAGCUGAACGACGAGCUGCGCCAGAAGGCCGUGCUGAGCCUGGAGGUGAGCGAGCUGAAAAAGCGGGAGGAGGAGCACACGAUCACGAUCGCGGAGAACAAGAUGGCCAUCCACUCGGAGCUGGAGGCGAAGGAGGCGGAAGUGCGCAAGCUGAAGGAGCAGCUGGCCAGCCUGGAGAAGAACAUGAAGCAAACGCUGCUCGAGAAGGACGGGCUGGGCAAGGAGCUGUCCGAGGUGCGCAAGGUGGCGGGGAAGGUGCGGGAGCUCGAGAGUACGCUCGGCACGUGCAACGAGCAGAAGAACAAGCUCGAGUCCAAGUUUAUCGAUUUCGAGCGCACGAUCAUGGAGCUGGAGAAGGACAAGCAGCAGCUGAAGGCAACGAACCUCACGCUCGACUACGAGAAGGGCGAGCUGCAGAAGAAGGGCAGCGAGAUGGACGCAAGGUUGGUGGCAAUGGAUAAGGAAAAGGCGGACCUGCUGGUGCAGGUGCAGGAGCUGCAGAAGACGGCCCAAUCGCUCGAUCGCAAGGCGGAGAUCGAAACGCUACAGCAGGAGCUGGACGAGGCGAAGAAAAGUGUGGAAGAAUCCGCCCAAAAGGUGACGGCAGUUGAGCAGCAGCUAAACGAGAAGGAACAACAACUGUCCGAAGCUCGCACGACUCGGGAAAGCCUUGAAAAGCAGGUGAAACAAACGGAGGCACGUUUGGCUGAGAGGGAAAAGGAAAUCGAACGGCUGCAGAACCAACAGACCGAGCAGCACAGCAAGGAUCGGGAGGAAAGUGUGAAAAAGCUUCAGCAGGCGGAAGAAGAGCUGGCGGCGUUCCGCAAAUCGCAGUCGCUCGAUCAGGAGAAGCUGCUCGAGCUGACCAAAGCGCUGGAUGCGGCCAACGAACUGCACGAUCGCGAUCGUAAGAGCAGCGAAGCCAGCCUGAAAGAGCUGCUAGAACGCAACAACCAGCUCACCGAACAGCUGGAACAAUUGCAGGAAAAGCUGGACAAAACGAGCGGCAAGCAGAAAAAGAUUCAGGAGGAAAAGAAUGGUCUUCGAGCGGCAAACGACGACCUCACGAAGGAGCUGAAACAGGUGCGCCAGGAGAUGAAGCAGCUGACCGCGCAAAAGCAAACGCUCACGGAGGAAGUGCGCAAUUUGAAGAUAAUCAAUGAAAACUCCGAAUCGGAAGCGCUACGCUCGUUGCAGGAGUCGAUGCGCGCCUCGAUGGCGGCGGCCGAAACGAAGCUGCUCGAAACGACGCGCGAUUUGAACCACGUGCUCGAGCUAAAGUCGGACGAAAACCGACGGCUCGGCGAAGAGCGCGACGAGCUGGUGGAGAAGCUCGAGGGUGCACACAAGGAGAAGGCGGACCUGGAAACGGAAGGAAGCAGCCUGCGGGCAAAGAUCGAAACGGUGCGCGGCGAGAAGCGUGAUCUGGAGAAAACGCUCGAGCGUGAAAUCCGCGAAAAGACGGAGCUGAAGGCGCAGGUGGAAAACAUCCUGCAAGAGAUCGGCCGGCUGGAGGAGCAGCUGAAGGACAUCAAGGAGGCACAUUCCAAGUUGCAGGAGGAGAAACAGACGCUCGAGGAGAAGAUUGAGCGACUGCAGCGGGAGCAGAGGCCGGAGGUGAAGCUGGAAGGACGCCGGGAGGGCCAGGAAAAGUGUGGCAAGCUGGAGGAGCAGCUCAGCCAGUGUACUGGCGACCAUGCGCGGCUCUUCAACGAGAAGGAGCUGCUCGACCAUCAGCACCGCUCGCUGCAGGACGCGAUGGAGGCGCGCGAAAAGGAGAAGCUGUGCGUGCUCGACACGAACAAGUGUCUCGAGGAGGAGCUCGCGAAGGUGCGCAGCGAGAACGACUACCUCAAGGGUAAGCACCACGAGCUGAAGGCACUGCUCGAGAGCGACAAACGCCGACUGAUGGACCAGAACGACGCGCUGCAGCGGCAGAUGGAGGAGCUGGCGAAGGAGAAGCAAUCGCUCGGCCGGAACGCGACCGAUCUGGAGAAGCGGCUCGCCACCUACGAGGAGGUGAAGAUCGAGAACGAGUAUCUGAACACGUUCAACAAGCAGCUGCAGGGUGAGCUGCAGGAAGCGAAGGGCCGUGUGGCGGCGAAGGAGACGGAACUGACGACGGUGCGCACCAAGCAGUCGCAAACCGAAUCGAUGCUGGAAGAGCGCGACAAGGAAAUCACCAAGCUGAUCAACGAGUUUGUGGCGAAGGAGAAGAAACAGGAAGCGGAUCACAAGCAACGGUUGGAGGAGCUGGAGCAACGGCUUCGAGCGGAGCUGGAUGGCGUCGCGGAGCGUGUGCGGAGUGAGUGUGAUGAAACGCUUGCCAAGGAAAAGCAAACGCUACGGGACGAGCAAACGGCUUUAGAGGGACGGCUAGAAGAGAUGAGGAAGGAAGAGCAAACGCUACGGGACGAGCAAACGGCUUUAGAGGGACGGCUAGAAGAGAUGAAGAAGGAUAAUCAAACGCUACGGGACGAACAAACGGCUUUAGAGGGACGGCUUGAAGAGAUGUCCAAGGAAAAGCAAACGCUAGAACAGAAGCUGGAAGAGCUUAGCCGCAAAGAGGACGCCGAAAAGGAGCUACGACUAGAGAACGCAAACUUUGCCCGCGAUCUGGACGAGCUAAAGAACGAGCUAAACGCAGCGAUCGUAGAAAAGCUAAGCCAGGUAAAGGAGCACGAACAGGCGCAGCAGGAGCUAAGGGCGCAAAAGGAUCGGCUCGAAACGGACAACGAGCAGUUGCGCUCGCGACUGGCCGCAUUUACCGUCGAAACGGAGCAAAACGUGCGGCGGUUCGAGGCGGAAAUCGAACAACUUAAGAUCGCCUCGUCGUCGGCAGCGAACGCGCCGCACGAUGGUACGGACGGGGCGGGCCCGGGUGCGACCGCCGAGCUGCAACAGUCGUACGAGGAGCUGCGCAACAAGAAGGAGGAGCUGGAGAACAAGCUGAAAAAGAUCAUGCACGAGGUGCAGGACGUGUCGAACCGGAACCUGUUCCUGGAGCAAAAGUGUGAGAACUAUCUCAUCCUGGAGCAGUCGAACGAGCGGUUAAAGCUGGCAAACGACAAACUGUCCCGGCAGCUGGACGAAACAUUGGUUUCCAUGCAUCACAAUGAAGGAAUUGCCGCCAACACGGAGUUCGAGUACUUACGCAACAUUCUAUUCCAGUAUCUCAGCGGCAGCGUUACCGGCAACAACAGCACCCUUGUGAAGGUGAUAGCGGCCGUCCUAAAGUUUUCCCCCCAGCAGACGCAGGUGGUAAUCGAAAAGGAAGCGCAUCGAAGAUCGUUGAUGGGACAGAUAAACAAUCUACUAUAGCAGGAAAAGACGAUGGCAAUGCAGCAAACGCAGCAGUAUCGCAAGGGUGGAUAUGGUUUUCAGUUUUUCUAAUGUGCGAUACCCGGCUUCAACUUCGUCCCGGUUGUUGGUUUCUUUUGUUUGUUUUUUUUUUUACUAGACAGGCAGACAGAGUUUAGACGUGUAUAGAGACGAGCGGGGGAAGCGAGAUUGUAUUUAUAUAUACAUGUUAUAUUAUUAUUAUUAUUAUUAUUAUUAUAAUUAUUAUAAUUAUUAACAACUAUUCAUACCGUUGUGGAAGUAUAAAUAACUGAUCCCUUUCUGAGCGUGCUGAAUCGUUGUCGAAGGGUUUUAGUGAAGGCAUUUUCCUUUUUUUAAUUUUUUACCCUUGUUUCUGUUGUUUACAGGGGUUUCCAGGAGUUCUCAUAGCUGUGGGACACUUCAUUGACUCCUGCUUUAGUGAAAUGAACCUAAUGUAAUGGGAAUUGGGCUCUAUAGCACCCUUGUUGGGCAAAUGCAAUAAGAAUAUCCAAUAAGAACUUGUCUAGUUAGGAUGCCAUAGAGUCCAAUUUCUACAAUAUGAAGUUCACUUCACGUAAGAAAGAGUCAAGGAAGUGAAAAUUAUGAGAAUCCCUGUGAAAACCCUGUAUUUUAGUUUUGGGGUGUUUUACUUUACCUAACCUUUCCAAACGCCCAACUACUACUACUACUUGCAAUGUUUAAUCAAUCUUCUAGUGUGCGAAGGAAAAGUGGUGUGAGAUUAGCAAAGUGAAAUUAAAUAGGGAAAAACCAAACAAAAAUCAUUAUAUCAACAACAACAAACACCGAAUGUUCCAUAGCGAGCAAGGACAAGGGCAGCAUGCAUGUGUCUGGCCGAAGGGAUUGCAGUUGAAGGCGCAAGCAAAUGUGUUCAUUCGUCGUACUGCAAACGAUCGAUCACUUUAAAAAAACAGGAGAAUUCUCGCAUCAGCCAAUUUACUAUUACUCUUGGAGAACUUUUAGCCUUUAAUGACCAAGUACCAUCUUCAAACCACGUUCUUUUGCCUAGCCUGGCGUGUGUAUAGAUCUUUACCAUCAUAAAACCAAGCAUAAUUAUGAACUAGUUAAUUCUUUCCCCAUGCGUCGUCCGAUUCGAUUAGCUUUGCAGGGCGAGUAAAGGAAAAUAGGGUUUUAGGAAAAAAAGCGCUAACGAUGUAGCAAAUGGGAAAUGAGACAGAUUAGGCUAGCGGAUGCGAUUCCUAUUGAUUCGAACUUCAAAAGUUUAGCUAACGUGCAUUUUAGUCAAACUCUGUUGCAAGCAAUUUCUACAAUACCUCACUAACUAACAUUCUUUCCAUUCUUUCGUUGUGCUUCGUUGUCCGUCCCCCGCGUACUGUUUGGCAGUUGCAGAAGCAUUUUAUUUUUGGUUACAGAAAACUUGUUCAAUAGGUUGUGUUUCGUUUAGUUUUAUUUUAGAUAGAUUUUCCAUCGGUUUUGUCACUGUAAUAAUAGAUUAAUACUAUAGUGGAAUGGACGGAGAGUAAACAAUGAGAUAUACGAAGAAAAUGAAAAUGACAACUCUAGACACCGCAGCAAGUGUUGUUGAAUGAGUAGAUUACAACCAAAAGAACUCCAACGUUUAAGAAAGAAAGGCUUUUGUUUGCCACCAUCGUUUGAUUUCCCAUUCCCUCUAACGAAAAGUAUCUACCGUGUUUUAACGACAGCGGAUACAGCUUUAGGCCUUAGGCAAAAGCUCACCACUAAUGGUUGACGAGUUAGUGUUGCGCUGUUGCGCUACAGCAUCCCUCUACAGAGGAAGCAAAACACGACAAGCUUUGUUUUCCUGCAGCCGGAAGCAAUAUCCUUGUGCUGGCGACAAGUAGAGGACAAUUGACCGUACACCUCUUGUACCCAACAAAGACAAAAUAAUUCGGUUUGUCAGCUUUCCUUUGCUUUGCUCGGGAAAACGCCAAACAAGGGUAACGCUGUUCUGCUGUAGCGCGCAUCAUCCCCCCUUAGUUGGAUGGUUUUUAGUAUGAUUAUCGCAUUGGGAAGCAUAAACUACUUACUACUCAACGCCACACACACUCACCUACACCCAGUAUUCUUUAGCUGUAAAUCAAUACGAAUAUGAGCUUCUCAGACGCCCCGAUCGGUUGUUGACUACCGUUGUAAAUUAGUAUGGUAAGAAACAUAUAUAGGAACAAUUAUUCAGUAGCAAGUAAAACAUAAACUUACUAAACAUCUAGAUACAUUCAAGAAAAAAGGGGGAUAUGAAGCAGGACAAAAACAUUGCAAACGGUUUCUCUACAGAGUCGUUCUCCAUCGAUAACGCCCCGCUAAACUGCUGCUUAACCAAUAGCUCAAUAGAAAGAAUGCUUUAGAG
Messenger RNA from Anopheles arabiensis, 7043 nucleotides. Its product is annotated as myosin-2 heavy chain-like. NCBI's taxonomy places the organism in Eukaryota, Metazoa, Arthropoda, Insecta, Diptera, Culicidae. The record is from RefSeq and is a predicted model, not a curated record. Gene Ontology annotation, molecular function: small GTPase binding. Gene Ontology annotation, cellular component: Golgi apparatus. Gene Ontology annotation, biological process: Golgi vesicle transport.